Messenger RNA from Acytostelium subglobosum LB1, 2661 nucleotides. RefSeq lists its product as hypothetical. Gene Ontology annotation, biological process: regulation of ARF protein signal transduction. The record is from RefSeq and is a predicted model, not a curated record. The transcript has 3 exons. Lineage: Eukaryota; Evosea; Eumycetozoa; Acytosteliales; Acytosteliaceae. Gene Ontology annotation, molecular function: guanyl-nucleotide exchange factor activity; protein binding. The coding region runs from base 1 to 2661 and encodes 886 amino acids.
AUGGUACAGAAUAACAAUAGCAAGGCUACGACAACGACAACAUCGUCAGCUAGACCUUCAGUUCAUUAUUAUUCAUCGAUCGAUGAUAUUGAACGUUUGUCAAACUUGUUGAACAACUCGGGUACAUCAGUGGAGACGGUGGACAGCGAGGGUCGAACACCACUCCAUCACGCAGCCUAUGGCGGAUCGACGCGAUGUGUCGCAUUCCUACUCGAGAAGAAGGGCAAUGCCCAUGCCAAGGACGGUGGCGGCAACACCCCAAUACAGUGGGCCGCUGCCAAGGGCCACUUGGAGUGCAUCAAGCUGCUGGUCGAGAAGGGCAGCGCUGAUGUCAACACCAAAGACGACAAGAACGGCACGCCCCUACACAAGGCUGCUCUCAAUGCUUCGUCCGAGUGUGUCGCCUAUCUCAUCGGUUGCAAGGCCGAUGCCAAGGCCACUACAGUCAAUGGUGAGACUCCCCUUCACCAUGCAUGUGCAGGUGGCAAUGCUCAGUGCGUCGAGCAGCUGAAUCAAAGCCGAUGCCAAARCGUAGAGUGUGUCGAUCUCUUGGUGGGCAGUGGCGAGAAUGUAAACUGUGUCGAUGUGGAGGGUGUGUCGCCCCUGCAUCACGCCAGCUUCAACGGCAACUUUGCCCUACUUAAGCGUCUGUUGGUGUUGGGCGCCAAGAUCAACAUGGUGGACGAGAUGGGCGAGACGCCCUUGCACAAGGCCGCCUUCAACGGACACAAAGACAUUGUCGAGCAUCUCCUCAAGCUGAUUCCAAGCGUUGACUGUGGAGACAUUAGACAAUCAACUCCACUACAUCUUGCAGCAUUCAAUGGUCUCUAUGACAUUGUUCAAGUGUUGAUAAACAAUAAGGCUACUGUCAACAUAAAGGACGAAGAGGGUGCAACACCACUGCACAAGGCAUCAUUCAAUGGACACUCGGCAGUUGCCAAGCUAUUGUUGGACAAUGGAGCGAAUAUUGGUCUGUUGGACAACCAAGGCGCGUCACCACUGCACAAGGCCGCAUUCAAUGGUCGUGUAAAGUGCAUAAACACACUGAUCAAGCAUGGCGCCAACCUCGAGGUCAAGGACAACCAGGGCGGCACGCCCCUACACAACGCCGCCUACAAUGGCUAUACAGAGUGCUGUCGUAUACUGCUGAAAAAGGGCUCUCUUAUCGACUCGCUCGACACUCACCACUCGACGCCUCUGCAUCUGGCGUCGGCUGCAGGUUCGCGCGAGACUGUUGAACUGCUCAUCUCUCACAAGGCCAAGAUCGACGUUAAGAACUGCGCAGGCAAGACACCACUAAUCUACGCCGUCAAGAAGAACCACAGCGACGUGGCUCGUGUACUCAUCCGCAGCGGUGCCGACCUACUGACGGUCAGCGGCCGCCAGUCUGUCGACUUGAGCAAAUGCUUUGGCACCACAAACAUUGAGGAGAUCAUGCAGCUCGUGAAGCGAGAGUCUCGCUCACUGCCUGCCGACGAGGUGCAGACCGCCCUCGACCAGCAGCUCAAGGACGACUUGGACCAGCAGCAGGAGCACCAAAGACGUCUACUGAUCAAGACGGCCGUGUCGCACUUCAACAGCCAUCCCAAGAAGGGUAUUGAGUUUGCCGUGUCGUCUGGCCUGUGCACAAAGACACCAAAGGACAUUGCACACUUUUUGCUCAGCCACGAGCAGCUCAGCAAGCAAAGCAUAGGAGAGUACAUUGGUGACGGCGAUGAGUUCAACAUCCAUGUACUGCACGCCUUUGUCGACGAGCUCGACUUCUCGGGCCUGGACUUUGACAUGGCGCUGCGCAAGUUCCUCAAGAACUUCCGUCUGCCAGGCGAGGCUCAAAAGAUCGAUAGAAUGAUGGAGAAGUUUGCCCAACAGUUCUACAAUCACAACCCAGACAACAAGAUCUUUGCCAACAACGACACGGUCUAUGUGCUGGCCUUCUCAGUGAUCAUGCUCAACACGGACGCGCACAAUCCCAACAUCAAGCGCAAGAUGACACGCAGCGAGUUCAUCCGAAACAACUCGGGCAUCAACAAUGGCGAGGACCUGCCCCAAGAGUUCAUGGAGAACCUGUAUGACCGUAUCAUUACCGACGAGAUCAAGAUGGAGCGCGACGGCCAGGCCGACGUCUACACCGAGAAGAAGGGCUGGCUGACCAAGCAGGGCGGUCGCAUCAAGACCUGGAAGAAGCGCUGGUUCAAGCUCACGUCCAACUGUCUGCUCUACUACAAGACGCCACAGGACAGCGAGCCCUGUGGAAUCAUCCCACUGGAGAACGUCCUGGUCCAGGUGGUCGAGGCCAAGAAGUUCUGUUUCGAGCUGCGCUCGUCACAGGACCAGAUGAAGGCGUGCAAGCUCAACUCGGACGGUACGCUGGUGCAGGCCAAUCACGACAACUAUUUGGUGAGCGCGGCUAACCUGGCCGAGAUGGAGUCGUGGAUACAGGCGAUCAAGAGCAACAUCCACAGCAAUCCCAACUUUGAACAGCUGCACAAGAAGAAGGCUGAGACGAUCAGAGGCAGGGGCAAGGUCACCAAGCCAAUCCAAGUGCGCAAGUCCACACUGAUCACAAACAAGCCACCACUCACGUUCUCAACGACUGCAUCACCAGGUAACUCUGAACAGCAAUCGAUUGGUUCACCAAUACCAAACGUUGUAUCAUCAUAA